CUCGCUUCGUCACUUCGAGACCCUUUGAUCUCCUUCCCGAACCUUACCAUCGCAUGGUUAGACUAGCUCUGAAGUGUAUCUUCAACCUGCCAGCCCAAACCUGUCAGCACAUCAAAGCGCAUUCCAGUUCUUUUUGCGCAAGCAGCGCCUUCAAAACUCUUGUGCACAGCCUGUGAGGUCAAGAGAAUGAUCCUAUUACCAGGAAGUACGGAAGACCUUUUAACCUGCGUUCCUCAUGAGCCUCCUGUCGAGAGCGGGGAAAUUGGCUAUCUUAGUCUCUAGCCUCCCACAAUUCCUCCCCUAAGCCCUUCCAUGUUUCCUGCUAGACCCUUUCAACGCUCCCGCUUCCUCCCAGAAUACCAUUUUCCACGCAAAGCCACAAGUCGCUUUUGACGGACGCGCUAACGGCUUCGACCAAGCUUGCGGCUUGACGUUCGAUUUCAGAAGCGUAUCUUUCAGUCACGGAUGAUUCCUCUUAACGACGCUGAUUUUUCACCAUGGGCGGCGCUUCUUGUCGCCAUCUGCCCAGUCGCAAUGCUCGCGAUUGCCUUUCUCCUCUUCGUGCGACCGCCGCAAGAGUCACAACGAGGGUCGCAUCAGUUCGUGCGACGAAACGAGCGACAGAUCGAUCCCCAUUCGAAGCGCGAGAAAAAUUCGCCGACCUCGCUCCUCCAAGCCUUUCUUGAGAUAUCCUCUAUCGAGGAUGUAGAAUGUCAGAAAUCCUCCGCGUGUAAGCAGCAGGAGCAGCGGCAGGAGGUGGGUGGGUGGCAAUUCCCGGACAAGGAGGGCCGCGACGCCCGACGGCUACGAUGGGCUCGCGCCGUGCAUCAACGGCUGCGACGCAACCCGUACGCCGUGGACGAUGAGAGGGUGCAAGGGAAGCCGCUGUUUACGCCGGAGCAGCUUAUAGCGGAGCUUAAGCAGUGUGUGAAACGGCAGGGGCCCGGCAAUCCCAUCCAGCAGCAGCAGCAGCAGCAGCAGCAGCAGAAGCAGCAGCAGAAGCAGCAGCAGCAGCAGCAGCAGCAGCAGCAGCAGCAAGGGGACGAAGCAGCCGCCGCCAGCGCGGCACUUGCGGAGGAGAAGCUUCGGCUUCGGCUGCUCCUUUCGCUGCUCCACGCCGGACCGCCCAAUCUCCUCCCGGCAAUUACGGAAGAUACACCCGCCGCGGACGUCUCGAUGAAGGAUCGCGAAUUCGAGUCCCCGUGCGACGCGGCUCCGGACGUCGACGAUGCUCCUAACGGCAAUGACGACUUCUCACUGACCAUUGAUAAUCUCGGAGAGGCUUUACAAAGCGAAGCUGCUUCUACAGAAAGCGCGGCGCACGCGCAGGGGGAACUCGUGUCUACCCUGGCGCUCCCCCGCCCGUACCAGGCGCGCAGUUCCGCGAAGAUAUUGCGCCGACUCCGCUCCCCCCCCGCUGGCUCCCGCUAUGUCAUCCCGCGCGCUGUGCGCGCAGCAGAGGAGAUUCUGGAAGAGAAGGACCCCGUGAUUGCGCUCGCGCGGGGGUACGCAACCAGGCAGGUCGCAUGGGACGCGAUCGCGCUGCUAUCGAGGCAGCAGCAGCGGCUUUCAUGCGUCUAAAGAUUGAAGUUCCGAGUGUUUUUUGACUGGCGAAAUAAAGAGCGCAGCCGAGCAAGUGGCUGCGUCGGCCUCGCAAAAGUGGCAGGCGUAGCAGCAGCAACGCGUUGUUACAAGCUCUGCGAUCUUGUAAGUAGGAGCAGCUUUCCUGCCAACGACAAAUGGUUACGUAACUUAGUGUACAAGCAGGCAUUCGUGGCACACAGCAGCGGCCGCAGCAGCAGCACCAGCAGCAGCAGCGGCGGCACCAGCAGCAGCAGAAGCAGCAGCAGCAGCAGCUGGGCAAUGGUGCGUUUGCCAUGUGGCAUGGUACUCCAACACCAAGCCAUGCGAUGAAAAAGCUUCUCACCACCACCACCACCACUGCCACCAUCUUUCAGGCGCAAGACCGGAAUAAGGAACAGCUUAGACCUCUCGCCUUGCCAUCACAAUCCCUCACCUCCCAGCUUUUCCAACCCGACCCAUCCAUAUCUGCAAUUCUGAUCCUGGCAUGGUCCACUAAGCCAAGAAUUAUAGCUUUCUUGUUGGCCUUCUUGGAGAGUUUCUUUGUUUUGUAUGCGUUUGAGGCUGCUGUGGCUGGUGGGCUUUUUAGAGUGGGCUUUUGUUGUAUCCAAUAAUGUUGCAUAUUACAAUAAUCAAACGGCAUUUGG
Molecule: messenger RNA, 2228 nt
Organism: Closterium sp. NIES-67
Lineage: Eukaryota; Viridiplantae; Streptophyta; Zygnematophyceae; Desmidiales; Closteriaceae
Source: the annotation of a GenBank genome assembly